GCCAGGCCUGAGUCCUACUUCCGGGGAGAGUGAGGUCGGCCCCUGGAGAAGCCGGAAGAGUGCAUUUGCGCGCGCUUCCCAAAGUCGCUGCAGCUCGGAGGGCAGUGGUGCGCGCCGCGCGGGAGGCGGGGGCUGGGGAAGAUACGUAAAGAGGAAGGGCGGAGGAUUGGAGGGGGAGGUGCCCUUGCGGACCGUAAGGGGCGGGGCCUACGGGGAGUGGAAGAAUUAAAUGAAACUGGGCGGGCCUUAAGUAAACUAGGGGACAAGGGCUUGGUGGGCGAGGCCUUAAGGGCUGUGUAGUCUGUGUGGGCGUGGUCUUUUGGCUAAGGGAGAUCUGGUACCGAGUGGGCGGGGCCAUUAUGAGGCGGAGCCUGGCGUGGAAUUGUUCGCUCCCUUCUGCUAUGCAGCAUGGGGCAUCGUACUCUAGCUUCUUUCCCGGCCCUGUGGGCCUCCAUCCCCUGUCCACGCUCGGAGCUGCGCCUGGACCUGGUUCUGGCUUCCGGACAGUCCUUCCGGUGGAGGGAGCAAAACCCUGCGCACUGGACUGGAGUGCUGGCGAACCAGGUAUGGACACUGACCCAGACUGAGGAGCAGCUCUACUGUACUGUGUACCGAGGCGACAAGGGAUGGGUUGGCAGGCCUACACCAGAAGAGCUAAAGACUGUGCACCAGUACUUCCAGCUGGAUGUCAGCCUGGCUCAACUAUAUCACCAUUGGAGUUCUGUGGACCCCCACUUUCAAGAAGUGGCUCAGAAAUUCCAAGGUGUGCGACUCCUGCAACAGGACCCCAUCGAGUGCCUUUUCUCCUUCAUCUGUUCCUCCAACAACAACAUUGCUCGCAUAACUGGCAUGGUAGAACGGCUCUGUCAGGCCUUCGGACCUCGGCUCAUCCAGCUUGAUGAUGUCACCUACCAUGGCUUCCCCAGCCUGCAGGCUCUGGCUGGGCCAGAGGUAGAGGCUCAGCUCAGGAAGCUGGGCCUGGGGUACCGUGCCCGCUACGUGAGUGCCAGUGCUCGAGCCAUCCUAGAAGAACAGGGUGGGCUGCCCUGGCUGCGGCAGCUGCACAAGGCCCCUUACGAGGAGGCCCACAAGGCCCUCUGCACCUUGCCCGGGGUGGGCACCAAGGUGGCUGACUGCAUCUGCUUGAUGGCCCUAGACAAGCCCCAGGCCGUGCCCGUGGAUGUCCACAUGUGGCAGAUUGCCCAGCGUGACUACAGCUGGCACCCCACCACGUCCCAGGCCAAGGGUCCAAGCCCGCAGGCUAACAGGGAACUGGGAAGCUUUUUCCGGAGCCUGUGGGGACCUUAUGCUGGCUGGGCCCAAGCAGUACUGUUCAGUGCUGACCUGUGCCAACCCCACCAGGCUCAGGAGCCACCAGCAAAGCGCAGGAGAUCUACAGACCCAGAAGGCUACGUGGGGGGCACUGGACAAAGGGGUUCCCCAAAUACCUCUCCCCCCAUCCAGUUUUGUGUUGGGAAGGGGGCAUCCUGCAACUACCUCAGGGGCCAGGUGCACUCAAAUUAAGUAGUUUGCACAGCAGUGUGGGGUGGGGAUUCCCUGGAGAGACAGAGCUACCUAUGUUUUUAUCUCUUCCCUUUAUUACAAGAAAGAACAAUAAAAUAGAAACAUUUGUAUGGAAAA
Zalophus californianus (California sea lion) is the source of this 1641-nucleotide messenger RNA. RefSeq names its product 8-oxoguanine DNA glycosylase (gene OGG1). Bases 409 to 1524 code for a protein of 371 amino acids. NCBI's taxonomy places the organism in Eukaryota, Metazoa, Chordata, Mammalia, Carnivora, Otariidae. The record is from RefSeq and is a predicted model, not a curated record. Gene Ontology annotation, cellular component: nucleus. Gene Ontology annotation, biological process: nucleotide-excision repair; base-excision repair; base-excision repair, AP site formation. The transcript is spliced from 7 exons. Gene Ontology annotation, molecular function: 8-oxo-7,8-dihydroguanine DNA N-glycosylase activity; damaged DNA binding.